Vicia faba (fava bean) is the source of this 645-nucleotide messenger RNA. Lineage: Eukaryota; Viridiplantae; Streptophyta; Magnoliopsida; Fabales; Fabaceae. The record is from the annotation of a GenBank genome assembly.
AUGCCAAGUCUAUUCUCAAAACAACUUCACCUCUGCUUCUUCAAACUCAAAAACCCCACAAUUCUCUCCCAACCUCACUCACAACAAAACACCACUCCGCCACCAUCACCACCAUACUCCUUCCAUUUCAACACAACCUUCACCCACCACCACGACGAACCCGAAGAAGACUAUUUCUCCGACGAGACCACAGAACUUCCACCACCCGACUUCGCCUCCGUCUUCGCUUCCCAACGACUCUUCUUCUCCUCCCCGGGCAGCUCCAACUCCAUCACGGAAUCAGAAUCUCCCCCCAACUACACCCCACCCCACAACUCCUUGAUAACAAAAGUAGGUAACGUGAAAAGGGUGCCAAAAUACUCUGUGAACCCUUACGUUGAUUUCCUCCGUUCUAUGCAGGAAAUGAUUCAAUCUCAACAACAAGUCUUCGAUGUUACCAAUGAUUGGGAUUAUCUCCAUGAGCUUCUACUAUGUUACCUUACUCUCAAUCCUAAACAUACUCACAAGUAUAUUGUUCAAGCUUUCACUCACCUCCUUGUCGACCUUUUAUCUUCUUCCUCCUCCUCCUCCUCCUCAUCAUCAUCAUUCUCCUCUUUGCCGCCACGUUCACCGCCUUCUCCGAAUCCCAAUAACAGACUCCGAUAA